This is a messenger RNA of Ficedula albicollis (Collared flycatcher), 1747 nucleotides long. RefSeq names its product adaptor related protein complex 3 sigma 1 subunit (gene AP3S1). The record is from RefSeq and is a predicted model, not a curated record. Lineage: Eukaryota; Metazoa; Chordata; Aves; Passeriformes; Muscicapidae. Gene Ontology annotation, biological process: Golgi to vacuole transport; intracellular protein transport. The transcript is spliced from 6 exons. Bases 23 to 622 code for a protein of 199 amino acids. Gene Ontology annotation, cellular component: AP-3 adaptor complex; membrane coat; intracellular membrane-bounded organelle.
AUCUUUAAGCCUACAGCAGAAUAUGACCAGUUACUAUCUUCAUUUCAGUGUGGAGGAGCAACAUGAUCAUGAGGAGUCACCUCUCUCUGGCCAGCCAGACCAAGUCAAAAGUGAAGAUACGCAGCAACAAAUUAUCAGAGAAACUUUCCAUUUAGUAUCAAAACGUGAUGAAAAUGUCUGUAAUUUUCUAGAAGGAGGACUAUUAAUAGGUGGGUCUGAUAACAAACUAAUUUACCGACACUAUGCCACCUUGUAUUUUGUCUUCUGUGUGGAUUCCUCAGAAAGUGAGCUUGGUAUUUUAGACCUCAUACAAGUAUUUGUGGAAACACUAGACAAAUGUUUUGAAAAUGUCUGUGAGCUGGAUUUAAUCUUCCAUGUAGACAAGGUCCAUAAUAUAUUGGCUGAAAUGGUCAUGGGUGGAAUGGUUUUGGAGACCAAUAUGAACGAAAUUGUCACUCAGAUUGAUGCUCAAAAUAAACUGGAGAAGUCUGAGGCUGGUUUAGCAGGAGCUCCAGCCCGGGCUGUUUCAGCUGUAAAGAAUAUGAAUCUUCCAGAGAUCCCAAGAAAUAUUAAUAUUGGUGACAUCAGUAUAAAAGUACCAAACCUGCCCACUUUUAAAUAACAUGGCUACUCCAGGUAAUUCCAAGGAAGAAGUGUAAUAGAGAUUUACUGCAUAAUUGUUUACUAAAUAAACAUGUCUAACUUUUACUGUUUGGAUAAAACUCAAGGUACUGCAUAGAAAUAACCUGAAAAGUCAGUGUGUGGAGUUGAAUGUUGCUUUUGUCUUGUCUGUGAAAUUAAAGGAAAGGGGUAGUUCCCAUGUGAUUUCUAAAUUACAUUCCUAUGCCUUUGCAAGGCAUAUCACUGUGUCUCAGCUGCUGCAGUAUUUUGGGGAAGUAUUUAAGAUGUUCUUUACUUUGUAUAACCUAUAAUGUUGAGGUUUUUUGUAUGUCCACCAAAGGCUAUAAUUAUGUGCAUUCUUCAACUACUUCUGUUUGUCAUGAUUAUUUAAGACCUAAGUGCAAAUGUUGCAUGAAAACAUUUAACUCAUGUUUUGUUUAAAUAAAAUCGUAACAAACUGGACUUCGAAAUACCUGUUUUUUGAAGUCUACUGUUUGCAAUAAACCACAUUAUUUCCCAUUCAUGGAGCCGAUUGACUACAUAAAAAUACUGUUGUAGCAGACCUUGAUGUUGUAGUUUAAUCUCUGAAGGGCUUACACAGGGGUAUUGUGCUGAACAUACUGGCUCUUUACAUUUCUCACAAAAGCUGUUCAUUGUUAUACUGAAGGAAAAAACUGCCUUUACCGAAGACCUGAUGACUUCUGUUUACAUAUACUUGUUGAUAUUUACACAAUCUGAUAGACUUUCACUGAUGGUCUUUGUUUUGGGGGAAAAUUGGCCCUGUGAUUGCUCUGUGUUGUGAGAAGCACAGAAUGGUCUGAGGAGAUUAUAUUUGGGCAGCUCAAACCUGUACAUGAGAGUCUGUCAAAUAAUGUGAUAAAGAAAGACACUCCGAAAAGAUAAAUGGGGAUACUUUAAUAGGGCCUCUGUGCCUGGUGACGUUUGUGAUUCUCUACUUUGAGAAUUAGAUUUGUGGGACUCAUAGUAUUGUCAAGACCUCAGAGAAAUAUAAGUGCUGUCACCUCUGCGUAAGUUGCUCAGCUCUUAAACUCUUCUGUGAUUUAAAAAGCAUAAAAGGGGGAUAGUGAGUGUUUUUUAUAAUCAUGCUUUUAAGCUCUAUGUGAUG